Camellia sinensis is the source of this 2537-nucleotide messenger RNA. RefSeq names its product type I inositol polyphosphate 5-phosphatase 8. The record is from RefSeq and is a predicted model, not a curated record. Gene Ontology annotation, biological process: phosphatidylinositol dephosphorylation. Gene Ontology annotation, molecular function: phosphatidylinositol-3,4,5-trisphosphate 5-phosphatase activity; inositol-polyphosphate 5-phosphatase activity; phosphatidylinositol-4,5-bisphosphate 5-phosphatase activity. Lineage: Eukaryota; Viridiplantae; Streptophyta; Magnoliopsida; Ericales; Theaceae.
CACACUUGAGUCAAAUAUACAGAUCACACACACUCUCUCUCUCCAAAAGAAACGAAAAGGAAAGAUCAAUAAAAGGGGCCGAAGGAAAGGGGCUCUUCUCUCCCCUUUCAUACAGAGCACACAUCACAAACCCUUUUGUCGAUUCAUUUUCUGAUGCAGCUUUGAUUUGUAUUUGGAACAAUGAGAACAGAGCGAUCGAAGAAUUCCAAGUCUUCAUGGCCAAAAGUGGUGGUGCGAAAAUGGCUGAAUAUCAAGACUGGUGCAGAUGAAUUUCACUCUGAUUAUACAACAAAAGCUAUGGCGGAUGGAGGAGUAAGAGAAAGAAGUGAAAGAAGGAAGAGUUGCUCCGACAAGGACUGCUACGUCGUCGUACCGGAGGAGCUAUCGGGUUGGUUGAUGGAGGCCAGUGAUAGUAUCGGACGGCCAGGAUUUGAUGCCAUGCAACCAACAGUUACAGAUAACCUCAACCUCAGGAUGUUGGUGGGGACAUGGAAUGUAGGAGGGAAGUCACCACAUGAAGGCUUGAACUUGAGUGAUUGGCUAAGGACUCCUGCCCCUGCUGACAUCUAUGUUCUUGGGUUCCAGGAAAUCGUACCCUUGAACGCAGGAAACGUGCUAGGCGCAGAGGACAACGGUCCAGCCGCCAAGUGGCUCUCCCUCAUUCGCCAAACUUUAAACGACAACAGAACUGACCCUGAAAUUCCAAAAUAUUACAGCAAUGCCACCAACACUGAUCUGAAACAGUCACCACCCCAACCACCAAGUCUAAAACCAAGGCUGAGCUUCUCAGAUUUGCUCUCAUUAGAAGAUGAACUCAAUGGUGAAGAUUUUCAGAGGUUUCUAAGCCUGAAUUUGAACUCGAGCGAAGAAUGUUCGCCAAGCCCGCCUUAUAUGCUGAUGAGGCAUAGUCCCAUGCAGCAUCGGUACUGCUUGGCAGCCAGCAAGCAGAUGGUUGGUAUUUUUUUAUGCGUUUGGGUUCGAGCAGACUUGCGUCGGCACAUUAGCAAUUUGAAGGUCUCAUGCGUUGGAAGAGGCAUCAUGGGUUAUCUUGGAAAUAAGGGAUCGAUAUCAAUCAGUAUGACAUUGCACCAAACAACAUUUUGCUUUGUUUGCACUCACUUGGCCUCCGGAGAGAAAGAAGGCGAUGAAGUUCGAAGAAAUUCAGAUGUUAUUGAAAUUUUGAAGAAAACAAGGUUUACUCAUUUGUGCCACGUGCCCAGAAGAGCAGUUCCUCCUCCUGAAAACAUUUUGGAACAUGAUAAGAUUAUUUGGCUUGGGGACCUCAAUUAUCGACUUGCUUCUGGUUGCGGUGACGCACAUGAGUUACUGAAGAAGAAUGACUGGAAAACACUUCUAGAAAAAGAUCAGUUGAGGAUAGAGCGAAGAGCGGGGCGUGUAUUUGAAGGAUGGGAAGAAGGGAGAAUAUAUUUUGCUCCAACAUACAAAUACCUGGCCAAUUCGGAUAGUUAUGUUGCCCAAAAUUCUACAUCUAAAGAGAAGCGAAGAACUCCUGCCUGGUGUGACAGAAUAUUGUGGAAAGGUGAAGGACUAAAGCAGAUGUGGUAUGUGAGGGGUGAGUCCAAGUUCUCAGACCACAGACCAGUUUAUUCACUCUUCUCAGUUCAAGUCAAUCUCCCCAACAAGAAGCCCAAACCCAUUAGCCCCACCACCACCACCACCACCACCAACCACACUGCACCACCACUACCACCACCAUUGCUGUCGCCACCAGCCACCGCCUUGUCGUCAACAUGUGUUGCCAAAAUUCAAGCAACAGAGUUGUUGCUCCUAACCAGGGCACAAAGCUGCAUACAGAGCACACCAAGGUUUAGUCACAGCCCAAAAGUAACCCACCAAUAGGAUCAACACACCUGUACACAUACAUACUGACAAAUGACAUGUCGACAGGCGGCACCCGGGAAGCAUGGCCCCUGACACUGACACUGGUCCCGUGUCGCCGUAAUUUUUUAACGGCUUCGGAAUUAUUGACUGGGCUGGUGGUGUUCAUGAUUGGCCCAACCCAAGUGUCAUAUGUUGUUUUCAGUGGUUCAGAUGAAUGAUCAUAUACAGAUAAGAUAUUAAAAUCACAUGCGGGUUUUGGCGUGCCUGUUGCCGCAGCGUCCCAUGGAUGACACAUGGCUUGAUCAGGGGACAGUUUCAAAUAUGGGACUAGCUGGAACUUCUUGAUAAUCAUGAUGGUGUUCUAAAAACUGCAAAUCGACAUACAGAUUGAUUUUGAGCCUUUGAUGUGAAGAAUGUGCUUAGCUUUUGCAAAAGAAAUUUUUUUAAUUUUUUUUGGGAGGGUGUGAGGAAAGAGAGUAUAUUAUAUAGAUGGGUGACUGAUUAAAGCAAAGAAAGUGUAGGAUAAAAAGGUAAAUGGCUUUACAGAAGGAUAUAGUAGUUGUUGUAGGAGUUGGGAGGGCAAAAUGGUAAUUGUAGUUUGGAUAGGAGAAUUUUGGGUCUUGUUUGUUAUCCAUUUUAUAUCAUAUUGUCAAUUUUUGUUUAUCAUGAUGAUUAUACGUACUAACAUAGAAAAA